Messenger RNA from Cyprinus carpio (common carp), 1571 nucleotides. RefSeq lists its product as uncharacterized. The record is from RefSeq and is a predicted model, not a curated record. Bases 512 to 1561 code for a protein of 349 amino acids. The transcript is spliced from 2 exons. NCBI's taxonomy places the organism in Eukaryota, Metazoa, Chordata, Actinopteri, Cypriniformes, Cyprinidae.
AGUGUUGGUGGUCUUGUAAUUGGUGAACCAAGGAUGAUUACAUUAGUUUUAGUCAUGCAGUUUUUGGCAACUUUGUACCCACGUAACAUCUGGUCUACAAAGUCCUUGCUCACACUAUGAGUACUACUGCUGUAAAUGCUUGUCAAAAGCCUUGGAACACUUUGAAAAAUAAAAAAUGUAUUGACAAUUUUUUUUCAGGAACUGCUUCUGUGCCAUGGAAGAGCUUUUGCAAGCUGCCAUUAUGAUUUUCAAAAAUAAAAGCACUCUGGCACCAUAGCGGACCCCAGUGUCUUACAGACUGUGCAGCAUGCUCUAGAAUGUGCACAUUGAAACUGAUAUGACAUUUGCCAUAUAAUCUCUCAAAAUGGCUCACAAAGUUUUUGAACAGAAAUUCAGCUGCAUCUAUGUCAUGUGGAGAAAAACGAUCUUUCAACAGACAAAAAGUUACUUGUACAAUUAGCAGUAAGUGUUUGUAGCACAUGCUUGCUUCUCAUAUCCAGGGGGAGUUUAGAUGUACUUAAUUUCAAAAGAGUUGCAAUCAAAUGUUUUGAAGAAUUUAUAUAGACUACUAGGCCACCGACCAGUACGCAGAGAGAUCGUGAAUGACUCUGUUCCACUUCCAGCAGACUGGUCGAGCUUCAUGGCAUUGGAAGAGAACAAAGCAGAUCUCGCUCAACUACUCUCAAAACAUCUGAUAGAAUACAGCCCAGAAUAUGAGCCAGUGGUUGUAGUAUCAGGUGGGUUUGCUGAAGUGACUACUGUCAAGUCAUCAGAUCCAGAACUUGAAAUCUCCUCUCUGAGUGCUGACCAUGAGGAGGCUGAUACACGACUGAUUUUGCACUGCAUCCAGGCUCCUAUGGACACAAUAGUGGUGUCAGUGAAUGACACAGAUGUGCUUCUUCUACUUCUAGUACAUCAUGACAGAAUUGGAUGUACCCAUCUCUACAUGAAAGCUGGGACAUCAAAGGAUCCAAAGUAUUUUCCAGUACAUGACAUUCGCAAGUUACUCUCUGAUGAUCAAGUGGACACACUCCUUGCCUUCCAUGCCAUCACUGGCUGUGACAGUGUGUCUCAGUUCAAGCAACAUCACACCAAUCUUACUGGUCUUGGGAAGGGCCCUCUCACAGAAGAUAUUGUGAAUUCAACAGAGAAAUUCAUCUGUAAGAUGUAUGGUGUGCCCGAGGUUGAUACAUGCAACAAAGCAAGAGUGAAGUUGUUUUGCAAAGGUCGUCCACAAGUGCCUCCAACCUCAGAUGCAGUAAAGUUCCAUAUCAUGCGUUCACACUAUCAAGCGACAAUCUGGAACCAAGCUCACCUGCCACAUCCUGAUCUUCCUCCAGUGGAUGAAAUGGGAUGGAUGCACAAGGAAGGUCAAUUAGUGCCACAGCUAAUGUCUCUGCCACCUAUGCCUAAAGCCUGCAGGGAGUUCACUUCAUGUGGGUGUACCAAGGGAUGCCUCAGCCAAUGCUGCAGCUGCAGAAAGAGUCGCAUGGAAUGUAUAGAUGCAUGUAACUGCAGGAAACCUGACAACACUUACCAGAACAAAAUACAAGGUAAGUAAAUGUAGCCUG